ACAACGGAUAGUUUCCAUCUUCUCUUUCGCGCGUUUGCUUCGUUUCUCUUGUGCUGAUACCUUCGAAGGUAUUCCAAUGGCGUCGAUCUCAUCUCUUGGAUUUCUUCCGAAUUUAUCAAAUGCUAGAACUCAGAGAUCUCUCUUCUCUAAGGGCUUGGGUUUCAAGAGAGGAAAUCUUUGGAUCACGAGUGGAACUUCCAGGGAUUCUGAGGUCUCUGUUUCAGACGAGGGGAAUGUUUGGAUGGGGAGUGGUGAAGCAUUGGAGGGAAGGAGAUUGAUUUUGUGCUCAACCCUAUUGUGCACUUUUGGUGCCUUGUCACACUCUUUUGCGAAUCCAAUUGCAAUUGCUUCAGAGUUCGCUGACAUGCCUGCACUGCGUGGGAAGGAUUAUGGGAAAACAAAGAUGAAAUUUCCGGAUUAUACAGAGACACAAUCAGGGCUUCAGUACAAGGAUUUGCGAGUUGGUGAUGGUCCAGCACCAAAGCUGGGUGAGACUGUGGUGGUUGAUUGGGAUGGCUAUACCAUAGGAUACUAUGGACGAAUUUUUGAAGCUAGAAACAAGACAAAAGGUGGUUCUUUUGAGGGUGAUGAUAAAGACUUUUUCAAGUUUAAACUUGGAUCGAAAAAGGUUAUACCUGCUUUUGAGGAAGCUGUAGCAGGCAUGGCUUCUGGAGGCAUUCGCAGGAUAAUAGUUCCUCCAGAGUUGGGAUAUCCUGACAAUGAUUUCAACAAACUUGGUCCAAAGCCAAUGACCUUUUCGGGACAAAGGGCGCUAGAUUUUGUGUUGAAGAACCAAGGACUGAUUGACAAAACUCUACUGUUCGACAUCGAGCUUCUUAAGAUAGUUCCAAACUAAUCAAUCUGCAACCAUGUUUAUUUUGUAAUUGCAUUGUGUUUGUUCACCAUACAGUGACAAUCAAUUAAUGCAAAUUUUGGUUGAAGGUA
Molecule: messenger RNA, 945 nt
Organism: Dioscorea cayenensis subsp. rotundata (Guinea yam)
Lineage: Eukaryota; Viridiplantae; Streptophyta; Magnoliopsida; Dioscoreales; Dioscoreaceae
Product: peptidyl-prolyl cis-trans isomerase FKBP19, chloroplastic
Exons: 10
Coding region: 77-856 (259 amino acids)
Cellular component (GO): thylakoid; chloroplast
Molecular function (GO): peptidyl-prolyl cis-trans isomerase activity
Source: RefSeq, a predicted model, not a curated record